CUUUACACCGCAGCUAAUAAGGAGGACGUCUCCGUUUGAACCCCGGAGUCUUUGACAGGCAACAGUUCAACCUCUGUCGGCAAAGACUCUUUCCUACUCCGAGAAAAAGAGGCAAAUUAAAAAGACACAAUGAAUCAUCCAGUUGCGCAGAUGACUUCCUGAUAACAUUCCUGAAAAUGUUCCAUGCGUGUUGGUAUGUGCUAGAAGAUGGCGGAGUCAGACGGAGGCGAUUUUAUUCCGAAACACUCGGAGAGCAGUAUGGCUAACAAGAAUAGCACCCUGCGCUGCACUUUCUCCGCCCCGAGCCACAGUGCCACGCUCCUCCAGGGCUUGUCGGUUUUGCGGGCUCAGGGUCAGCUCCUGGAUGUGGUGUUGGCUGUCAAUGAGGAGCACUUCCAGGUCCAUAAAGCAGUGCUGGCCGCCUGUAGCGAUUAUUUCAGAGCUAUGUUUACUGGAGGCAUGAAGGAGUCAAACCAGGACACCAUUGAGCUGAAGGGUUUGUCCGCCCGAGGGCUGAAACAUAUCAUCGACUUUGCCUACAGCUCAGAUGUAACUUUAGACCUGGACUGUAUUCAGGACGUCCUGGGUGCUGCCGUGUUUCUCCAGAUGGUUCCGGUAGUAGAGCUGUGUGAGGAGUUCCUUAAGUCUGCGAUGAGCGUGGAGACCUGCCUACACAUUGGGCAGAUGGCCACCACCUUCAGCCUGUCUUCCCUCAGAGAGUCCGUGGAUGCCUUCACCUUUCGUCACUUCCUCCAGAUUGCCAAGGAGGAUGACUUCCUGCACAUUCCCAUGGAGCGCCUCGUCUUUUUCCUGCAGAGCAACAAGCUGGAAAACUGCAAAGAGAUCGACCUCUUCCACGCUGCCAUCAGGUGGCUCCGGCAUGACGAGUCCCGCCGAGCUCAGGCCAGCAGCGUCCUCUGCCAUGUUCGCUUUCCGCUCAUGCUCUCCUCGGAACUGGUAGACAGCGUUCAGACGGUGGAUAUCAUGGUGGAGGACGUUUUAUGUCGGCAGUAUCUCCUUGAGGCCUUCAACUAUCAGAUUCUUCCCUUCCGACAGCACGAGAUGCAGUCCUCGCGGACACGCAUUCGCUGUGACGUAUUUUCCCUUAUCACCUUCGGGGGGACUCCGUACACCGACAACGACCGCACAGUGAGCACCAAGGCUUACUACCUUCCGGACGCUGCCUCCCGCCAGUUCAAAGAGCUUACAGAGAUGGAGACGGGAUGCAGCCACUCUUGCGUCGCCGUGCUUGACAACUUUGUGUAUGUCGUGGGCGGGCAGCACUUGCAGUACCGCAGCGGAGAGGGCGCAGUGGACAACUGUUUCCGCUACGACCCACAUCUCAAUCAGUGGCUACGCAUCCAGUCCAUGCAGGAGGCUCGCAUCCAGUUCCAGCUCAGCGUCCUGCAGGGACAACUGUACGCCACCGGAGGACGUAAUCGAUCCGGGAGUCUGUCUUCCGUGGAGUGUUACUGCCCGAAAAAGAACGAGUGGUCUUACGUGGAACCGUUAAAACGGAAGAUUUGGGGCCACGCUGGGACCUCGUGUAGAGAGAAGCUGUACAUCUCUGGCGGUUACGGCGUCUCUUUGGAUGACAAGAAAACACUCUUUUGCUACGAUCCAGUGUCAGACCAAUGGGACUUUAAAGCCCCCAUGCAUGAGCCCAGAGUGUUGCACGCCAUGAUCGGCACCCAACAUCGUGUUUACGCUCUGGGUGGCCGCAUGGACCAUGUGGACCGCUGUUUCGACGUGCUGGCAGUGGAGUAUUACAAUCCGGAGAGCAACCAGUGGACCACCGUCAGUCCUAUGAGAGCGGGACAGUCCGAGGCGGGCUGCUGCCUGCUGGACACAAAGAUCUACAUCAUAGGGGGCUAUAACUGGCACCUUAAUAACGUCACAAGCAUCGUUCAGGUGUACAACACAGAGACGGAUGAAUGGGAAAGAGAUCUGCACUUUCCUGAAUCAUUCGCUGGUAUCGCCUGUGCGCCGAUUAUCCUCCCUCAGAACACCCCCCAACACUAAGCUCCUGAUCGCAACUGUGAAGAAGAUUGUUCCUCAUGCUCCUCCUACCGCCUGGGAAUUUAAGUGAAGGUUUGGACAUCUUUUUUUUGUUUUUUUGUCUUCCUUUAACACAAAUGUUUUAAACCGUUUUUUUUUUCAUAUGAGCGUCAAAGUUCAUGGU
Molecule: messenger RNA, 2182 nt
Organism: Cyprinodon variegatus (sheepshead minnow)
Lineage: Eukaryota; Metazoa; Chordata; Actinopteri; Cyprinodontiformes; Cyprinodontidae
Gene: klhl26
Product: kelch like family member 26
Exons: 3
Coding region: 208-2022 (604 amino acids)
Molecular function (GO): protein binding
Source: RefSeq, a predicted model, not a curated record